UGCGGCUCAAGCUCAACUCAUCAACAAACUCUGUCAGACUCUGUCAAUCAUCGAUUCCCGAUGUCAGCCUCCAAGCUCGAGAAGAACAUUGCCAACCUAGAGCGGCGCAUGCGCGAGGAGUUCCACUUGAAGUUAGAGGAGGCGCUGCGUCCUUGUCUUGAACGCUUGGAGGCUCUGGAAGACAAGCUGUCCGGGAAUCCUGUGGAGCAGAGCAAUGUGCAGAUUGCUGAGAAGUCGCCCCAGGUGAAGAAAAUGCUGGGAGAUCCGGUGGUUCCCAAACCAGAUGAAUCGGACCUCGAUGAGCCGGAAUCCGAUGCUUCGAAGAUUGUCCCGGCUGUAGAACUUCAGGUGAAAGGCGAACCUGCUGAUGAUGCCAUGGAACCUGUGGCUUUUUUAGAGACAACUUGGAAUUUGGUCUUGGUGCUGGGUCAUGCAGGUGUAGGCUGGAUCGAUGUUCUGAUUGCUUGGCUACUCCUUUUUGCGAGUGCUGGCAUGCAGAUCAGCUUUGUUGGGAUUAUCCUCAAUCCUUUUUUUCUGGGAGAGCCGUUUGAUGAUAGGCAGAUUGAAACAGCAGAAAACUGGCGUCGAAGUGUGGCGCAUGAUCAUACAUAUCUGGAUUUAGCACAGACCAGUCUAACCGCACGGGUUUGCAAUGGUGAUGGCUCACUCAUUAUUUCCACUGAUCAAGCUGCGCUCAUUCAGCAGAUCAACAAUUUUCUGGGCCUCAAACCGCAUGAGCUGGAAGCUACUGGAUUUCGAUAUGGCAUUUUAAUGGCGAUGCUUUGCAUCUUGUUGUGGUGCCUCUACCUUUGCAAUGAGUUUCGCUUAAUUUUCCUCUCGUUGGAAGCAGUGGCUCAAAUUCCAAGAUCGAAGACAACUGAAAUCCAUGAUGGUCGUUUCAAGACCAUUUCACAUGCCCGGUUUUGGACCUACUGCCUUCUGCGGUUCUUACGUGCAUGCAUUGCUGCAGCAUUGUUAUAUGCUGGUGUGUUGUGGCUUGGGUACACCACAUCAAUUUCCGAUUUGAUUUUAAACGCGGUCGCCCUCGGGGCAAUUCUGGAAGUGGAUGAAAUGGUCUUUAGCGCUCUGAUGCCCAAGAAGUUGCAGCUGAAGGUUCAAGACCUCGAGGCCAUUAAGGUUCAGUAUGGUCGCAUGCGCAGUCAAGUGGAAUCCCUCUGCAUUCUGGCGAUUUUGGGUGGACUGCUGGCUUGGCCUUGGUUUACCAUCGUAGAUCCCUUGGGGAAAACCAUGGAGCUGGUGAAGCAAGCUCAUUGCGGUGGCCAUCAAGAUUUUGUGGUUGGCCUAAAUGAAGAUCAAAAGAUGACUGUUGGCUUCAUGUCAGUUCCCUUCGAAAACAGUACUGGCCAAACAUUGACACAGCUGGCCAUUGACGACUUUAUAUGGCGAGAGGAUGAGUCGCCUGCAACAUACAUUACGUUCCAUCGCGACAUUCGUCGCUUCCAAAGAUAUCGAACGCAACCCAUGAAGGAAGCAUCCAUGGAACACUCGUGGUGUGCUGACUUUGAUGGCUUUUUUGCGGAUGGAAACAAUGCAUUCUCAGAAUUCUCAGAUAUUGCCGAUUACUACAGACCGUAUUUGAUGUCCGCGCGGCUGGGUCUCGGUUUCACCGACAAUGCUUCAUGUGUAAGUAUGCAGCACAAGUGUGACGAUGAGGACGCGCAACUUCUGCGCUAUGUCUGUGGCAGAACGUGCUGCACGGAUCCACUACGAAGCCCUUGGUACAAAGUCCCCCAGAAAGGAUGUCCAGCAGCAUGCCUCGCAGAUGCUGCUCGUGGGGUCAGUGGAACUGUUUGUCAGGAAUCCAACAUCACCAUGAAUCCAACCUGGCACAAGUUUUGGGAUCACUAUCCCCAGGUGCUUUCCGCAGAACUGGGACUUGAUCUUGCUGACAAUUCCUCAAAUUCUGUAGCUGCGCGUGUGCUGGAGAUGGUGAAUGUCUUCAAGACCUACGGCUGCCCUGCUUUGAACAUUUCAAGAUAUAGCAUGGAGGUGGUGAUGUCGACCAAGUGGUGUGCGGGGUACGAGGAACUCCAGGCCCCGUUGGCUCCGUUUUGCCCUGUGACCUGUGGCUGCACGAAUCUCACAGAUCCAUCGCAAGCUCCAGCAGGGUGCCCUGAGUAUUGCAAUGCACCUUGCGAGGACCAAACCUUCCCACCGAUCAACGAAGAAGUGGCCAAUUGUGCUGAUGGAGCAGCGCUAGGAUGGUGUGUGGCUGAUGAGUGGGUCCAGGUUUGCCCCAAGACUUGUGGAGCUUGUGGAGCUUAGAAUUCUUGAAACAUCUUGAAACUGUGCAAUCCCAAAGGGAUGACUGUCCAAUGACUCCAUGAGUGGAAAAAA
Molecule: messenger RNA, 2358 nt
Organism: Cladocopium goreaui
Lineage: Eukaryota; Dinophyceae; Suessiales; Symbiodiniaceae
Source: the annotation of a GenBank genome assembly